CUUGAAGGCGUCUUGUUCCCUAUCCAAAGAGAACGAGAGGCUGAAGCAGAAGUGCUUUUGGUUCUUGCGCGUGCGCGUGCGGCUGCUGUCGCGCGGUGGCUGGCUGGUGAUAGAUUCUGCACAGCGAUCAGAAGCAUAAUUCUGAGAGUCAUCUUCAUGAGAGCAGCGAGCGUGAGGACGAGUAUGAAUAUGACGAAAGCCCUGAAGCUGAAGCUGAUGAGUUCACGAGAGAACAUCAAACGAGAGGACGACAGCUCCAGCGCUGAAAAGUCCUUACGACGAGGAUCAUUUGUAGUGUCAUGGCGUAGGAAGAGUAUUCAUGGCUGAACUUGAACCUCUGAGCGAAUCCUCCGUGCAACUAUAAGCACCCCCGACCGCGACCCUGGAGGUACCUAUCUGAAUCGUCCAUGAUGGCCUCAGGUUCGGCCGGUAUUUCUUCCUCGGACGAUGGGCACCUGGAUUUCGCGCACAACCACUCGAAGACGUCAAGCAGGCCCAAAGGAGCAGUGACUACGACGAAUAAACCACAACAUAACAUCUCCUCCUCCGAUGAUGGUCAUCUCGACUUCAUGCCGAAGAGCAGACCACUUCCGCAGGCACCCUUUGUUGCGUCCGCCGCAGCGGGAGCGACUGGGAAAUCUUCCUCAAGCACAGCCAAUGUGGGCAACAUGAUGACGUCAAACAACGCAAAUAAUUCAUCAUUCCGGCCACGGGUAAACUCCACCUCCCUGAAUUACGACCAAGAACAAAACGAAGUGUUGAACACCAGCAGCAUGUCAGGCGCAGGAGAACCAUCAAGGCCGCUACAACGCGGAGCGGUAGGCACAUCAACUAUGAAAGCCUCAGGUUGGAAAUCCUCAAAGUGAAAAUAAUUUGUAAUGCAAAAAAAAACGACUCCAGUUGAAGCACCAUUUAUAGUCGGCGCAUGACAAAUUUCCCGGGCUGCACUCAAAACGUGUCUGUCAUGCUAGUGAGGCAAAGGGGUGCGUUUCUGUCAUGCUACUCAGCACUCCAAUCCUUAACCCGUAGAAGCACAAUAGUCGGCUUCCAUUGCGUUCGCUGCAACACAGUCUUUUUGGUGUCGCAUUCCAUGCAUCACAAAUUAUUUCCACUUUGAGGAUUUCCAUUCUGAGGGUGUCAUAUCAACUGGCAUGAUCGGAGGACCACCGCCCCAACAAGUGGACCGGCUUCCUCCUAACCACGUGCCGGUGAGCAGCAUGAAAUGCAAAAGCAUCGUACUAGUAUAAAUUGCAUUACAAAUUCACUUAGCGUUUUUACAAAUCAAAUCUGUAAUGCGGAUUUGCCUUAGUAAAGAGAUUUGUAAUGCAUAAACGCAAUUAGUACGAGUACGAUACUUUUGCAGUUCAUAAGCAGCUCGUCCGAGCAGUUUGUCCGCAAGACCCUCGCAGAGCAGGUGGAUAUCCACAGUAAAUUUCCCGUAGUACACGUACAAAUGCAGUCGCUGCAUGACAAAACUUGCCUUCAAUCCUAGUCCAGCAUGACAAGUUGGACACUGCAAGUUAGCGAAAUUUGUCAUGCAUUUUGUACAUGUACAGGAAAUUUCUAUUGCAUAGUGGAAAAGGAACUGAAACAGACUUUGGAGGAGGUAAACGACUUGAGGCACCAACUGAAUAAACUCCACGAGACGAUUGAAUCCAGUAUCAUUUGCAAAAACGACGUCCCCACCCCACAGUCAAGUUCGGAACCUAGCAACACAAAUCUCCAAGUUUUGGGAGCUGUGCAUGACAAGUUUCCCUCUGCAGUGUAGCGCUGAUUGGCAAGAGAAGCCGCAUGAGAAACCCACUUUCGCAUCCUGUCUACAGCAUUACAGAUUCCAAGACACGAUUGGAAAUUCCUCUCAUGGAGCUGUGCGCAUUACAAAUGUUCCUGUCAUUGCGCAUUUGCAUGACAGCUCUGGUGUGGGGACGUUUUUACCCAGGAUACCCAAGGGCGAAGAGUUGAUGUCGAAGAAUCGGCAGAACAGCAUACUCGAAUCCCGAAACCGCGCUUUAGAUCUCACACCAAAAAGAGUUAACGUUAACGGAAUUUGGCAUGCAGGAAUGCACGAGAAAAAGAGACGAUGCCCAAACUUGUAUUGCAUAGCAUGCAUGCUAGCGCAGAUUUGCCAUCCAUGACUGCAAUGCCCCAAAAGCAAAACCGUUAACGUUAACACUUUUUUCCUUGAUAUUAGAAGCGGAGUUCUUCGAAUUGAAAGAGACGCAGAAGAAGCAAAUUUUGAUUCUGAAGGAAGAAAUCGAACGGCUGCGAAGUCAGCUGCAAAAGAAGGAAAACACCAACGAAGAGGUGUAUCUGUCGAAAUUGGAACAGCUGCAACUGGAGAAGGAGACCAUUCUCUACCCAGAGUAAAAAUCUCCCGUGCAUUCACGUACAGCUGCGGUCUCUGCAUGACAAAACUUGGCUCCGAUCCUCUUUUAGCAUGACAAGCGUCCUCAACACAGCACGCCAAAUUGAUGAAAUUUGCGAUGCAGCUUGUACAUGUACGGGAGAUUUGUGUUGCAUAUCCUCGAUCGGUACGAACGAGAUAAGAAUAAGUUUGACUCCGAGCAGAAAAAGCUUCUUAUCCUGUGCAAAAGUAUCGCACUCGUAUGGCAGUCAUGCAUUACAAGUCUUAAGGUAAAUCAGCAUUACAAAUUUUGUUUCUCAUGCUGAGGAAAUGCAUUUAUACCACUACCAGUGCGAUACUUUAACUUUUGCACUGCAUACUUUUCCUAGAGGUGGAGUACUUCAAGCAAAUGUGGAAGAACAGCGAGGAAAACAACGAAAAGCAGCUACACGCGUUCGACGAGGUGUCAAAGCAAUGUAGUUUGAACGCGAAGAAGGCGAAACACUUUGAGGAGCAGUGCAUUCUGAUCGAACGGAAGAUUUACGAGAAGAAUGAAGAGCUGAGCACGACCAAGGAAUUCGUGAAGGAGUUGCAGGAGCUGGUGCGCUAUGCAGUGCAAAAGUAUCGCACUACCUGUAGUACUCGCAUGACAAAUUGGCUCAGCGUGACAAAUGGAAUUUGUCAUGCUGUUUUGCCUUGGGAUUGAGAUUUGUAAUGCAUGACUGCGAUUACUACGAGUGCGAUUAUACUUUUGCACAGGAUAUGCGAAAAUUACAGGAAGAAUUGAAAAACGCGGUGAAUAAGGGAGAAAAAUUGGCAAUGGAAGCCAUCCAACGAGAAGACAAAAUCGCGAAGUUAAAUGUUAGGUAGUACUUUAGCUUGUAUCCUGAACCACCAUUUUAUCGCGCACGAGCAUGCUCAUGCAUUACCAUGCGGAAUAAAACUACGACAGUAUCGCAACGGAACAACAUCCAGAGCACUCUUUCUUUACCUCUAUGAAUGUCAUACAGAGCACUGGGACCACAAACAGAUCAUGUUGAAAUGAAUUCCAUGAGCUUCAUCAAUUUCAACUUCACGCGAAAUUUGUCAAACCAAAAAUAACGAAAAACUAUCACCAGCCUCCGCGAAACCGAGCUGAAACUCGCCAGAGAAAUCGACCUGGAAAGGGAGCUGCAAAAACUCCACGAACUGCACUCCAACACAAAACUGGACAAGGACAAGCUGGCAUAUGAACUGUAAAAGUAUCGCACCAGUAUCUACAAAUUGCAUGACAAAUUGACUUAGCAUAACAAAUUGAAUUUGUAAUGCUGAUUUGCCUUAAGAGAAGAAUUUGUAAUGCAUAAAUGCAAUCUCAAUCAGUACGAGUACGAUACUUUUGCAGUGCAUAUGGCCCACAAGUCGCUGAUUCUGAACGAAGACUGUGAAAGACAAUCCCUCCGGAUAGAGAAACUGGAGAAGGAGAACCAGCUCUCCGAGGAAGCUUUUCAAAAGGAGAAACAGGAACGACUAGUCCUCGAGGAUCAGCUGGCGCAUGUUAUCCGCUCAGUAAAAACGUUUAUUCCACACGUCGACCCACGAACGGGGCCGCCCAUAGUUAAGAUGGGAUGAGGAACCCUUCCAGACUUGUUAGCAUGUUGACAAUAACAAAUCCCGAUCCCGAAGGAAGUACUAGAACAGUGACUAGUGAACAAUUAUGCCUCUCCUGGAAAGCGAAAGCCGCACGAGGAAGAGGAUCCCGCCGAGCAUGCAAAUUUGCAUGACACCGACACUCACCACGUGAGGGGGAAUUGUAUAGGUAGUUUUUACUGAGGAUACGCAUUAGGCGGGAAUUGGUCACGCUACACGACGCGAACGAGAAGCUGUUGGUAUCGUACGAAAAAAGUGUUUCACUGUAAGGAUUUUGCAGGUUUUGCAUCACAAGUUUUUCUACAUGACAGAGAAAAUUUGCCAUGCAAGGUUCCUAAGGGAAAACACAGCUAAAAAUCCACUGUCUUGCAUGUGUAGGAAGACAAACACUUGUGAAAUACAUUUUCUGCAUUACAAGUGUACAGUGAAGCAGUUUUUUCUGGCGAUACUUGGAAAUGAAAGAGGAAAAAGCCGCGGUAGAGGAUCGCUUGGCCGACAUUAUCCUGCCCAAAAGAUGUUGUGUUGUGGUUGUAUUGCACGUUUGCAUGCAGACGGCGAUUACAAAAAUGGUUGGUGUGACAGAUUUGCUGUUGUAUGUUACUCCUGAUUCUGCAUGACAAAAGACUCGGCUUCUGUAGAAGUUCCUGAAGAAGUCAUUUGCAUCUGCUAGAACUUAGAACUAGAACGCUGUGGUGCGUCGCUCAUACGACUUCUUUUGCAAUGUCCAUAAACAUAUCAAAUGUAAAAAUGUCUGGGUCCGGAAGAGUUCCAGACUUGUCAUGCAGGUUUUCCAUGACCCAUGAGGUCUGGCAUGUAGAUGUAGGACAUAGAAUGACAGACUCUGUGAGAGUUCUAUCAUGUCUAUCCUGCAUGAGAAACUGCCUCUCGAUCACGUCAAAAGUUGACAGCUUUUGGUAAUGAUGCAACACAGAAUUAUUUUGCAUGCUUCAGAUUUAGCAUGACAAGUUGCACUCUUCCAGACCCAGACACUUUUCCAGUUGAUAAAACUUGCGGAGGAGGCAAGUUCGGGACUCGGAAGAGAUGGAAAACAUGAAGAAACAGGUCGAAAACGCGGAGAAGCAGAGGCAAGAGGUGAAAAUUAUGCCCUGCUCUUCAAAUGGAGAACGAAUCUCAACUGGAACAACAUCAAGGUAGUAGAGUGAGAGUCGAAAUUAUCUGUCUUGCUCAAUAAACAGCACAGGUAGCUGCACGAGUAUGAUCUGCGUGCUUCGACCUUGCACGACAAAUAAUUUUGUCCGGAUUUAGUCGAUGCGGUUUGGCAGAGCAUUGCUAAGGGUGUCUCAUUCUAGACUUCACCAUCAACAUAACCAGACAAUUCACAUGUAUGUUUUUUACUUCACACGCAUUAUAGUUCCAGUUGAGCUUGUCCCAUCUGCUAAGGCGCCAUAGAAAUAGACUACGGGCGGUGUGCAGAGGAGAAACGACAGCUGAUGCAGGAGGUGGACGCGAAGACAAAAUGGAUAUCAGAGGUAUUAAUCUAGUGAAAGAAUUGUUCUUACGCAAAUGCAAAUCCUGCUAGAGUAACCGAUUUUGUGAUGCUCCUGCUGCUUCAAGUCAAUUUCAGCACAUUUUUUCAACGGAGAUCUUUCCAGCUGCUACGUUAAAAUUUUACCCCAGGCCCGGCAAAAGCUUGUUGAGUUCGAGGUCACGGACCGCGUAUGAGAGUGUAUAGCUUCUCUCCCCAUCAUCUGGUAACCAAAGGCAUAUGCAUCACUAGAGACUACACGUAAGAAGUAGUGAGUAAAUAGAUUGAGCCUGUUGUGCCUGCGCAUGACAAGUUCGUGCUGCGCACUGUAGAGGUACCGUUUGACAGCUUCGAGUAAAUUUGUCAUGCAAACACAAACAGUGCCACAAGUCAGCCGCAGCACCAUCUGCGUUUACCAUUCUGCACGACAAAUGAGGGAGACGAGCAGGGGGAAGCUGUGGCACUUUCAUACCGCUCCAAUUCCAUGCAGAAAGCAGAGAUCCAGCGGCUGCAGCAGGAACUCUCUACCCGAGAAAAUAUGCCAAGAAAAAACUGUUACAGUGACGCAUUGGGCUGCUGCAGACUAAGCAAGAGAGACGCGCUCUGUCAUGCAGGAUCUGCACACACAGUCACAGGGUCCACCCAGUUAGUUCAUAGUACUUUGUGUUCACCCUUGUGACCGCUGCAUUAAGACAAGUUUUGUCUGCCAUACCGUGCAAGUUUGUGAUGCUGAAAUCGCAUGACGUCGUGUCUAAGUGUAACACUUUUUUUUCUUGGAUAGACGACGAAGUUUCCUUACUUCUUAACCUGAGUGAAAACGUACCCACCCCCCCCGCCCAAGCCCCGUGUCUUCGUGUAAGUCUAAGUGCGUCGAUUUGCAUUUUUCACACUGACCCGACCACCACCCUCUGACGCGGCUCCACAGGAGAAGCCUGUUUGCCACUCCUAUGUGGAAGUGAUUUUUAGUGCAACAGUCAUGGGAAUGAUGAAGAGCCGGAUUUCGCGAAACAGUUUGAUGAGUGUACAGUUAAUAUGUACGAACUUUGCAUCACAAUAAAAAUAAAACUUUGAAAAUUCGCGGAGUCUUUGUGUUAAUAAAAAUAAAAUUUUGGAAAGUCGCGGAUUUGUCGCGUUAUUUGGAGAAAACACCAAAUACAUCUGAGCGAUCACAGACACAGAGUGUCCGUCUUUGGCUCAUUCAUUCAGUUUUACUGUUGAUAAAAAUGAAAUUUUAAAAUUUCGCGGAUUUGCCGUCUUCAUAAAAAUAAAAUUUUAAAAUUUCGCGGAUUUGGUAACUCGUCGCGAUCAUAGUGCUUCCAAUUCCGUCGGUCGGUAGUUACACGCCAUGCGAUCGUAGGCUUUUGAUUCAUUGUGUCGGGUCUUGGCGGGGUUUGUAGAGUAGAGGUUUUCCGUAUGAUAAUCCAACGCCAAAUCGCGCAGGACGCAGGGAUGCUGGACCGGACGCAGAGGCUGCUGCAGCGGAGCGAGCAGGAGAAUUCCGCCUGGCGCAAUGAGGACGUCUACUUGCGGAAAAUGCGGAACAACCUGGAGCGAAAUCAUCUGGCGUUUGAGCAGCAGUCCGCUCUCGUGCCUACUUCUGCGCCAACGAUUUCCAUAAAUCGGAUUCCAGCGCCAGAUCCACAUCAACGAGCAGCAGAGCCGGCAACUACGUCCAUCAAUAGUCACCGAAUCGUGCCGGUGCUCCCCAAUAGCAGCAGCAAGACCAGUACGGGCACCAUCCCGGUGGGAAGCUCCAGUAGGACUUUUGCGCCGUACAAGGUCGUGCCCACGCCGUCGCCUUUAUGAGAGUAGUGCACAACUUUCCCUCUCGUAGUAAGCAGCAAUACAGACAGGAGCAGCACACAUCGACAUGAUGGGGCCUGUGCAUAACAAGUUCUUCUGGGGUCAAGUGUAGUGGUUCUGUAGUUUGGGCUACUUCCGCAAUUGGUCAUGCAAACAGUGCCACGAGGCAGAAAAAGAAAAUGGAUUCAUUGGUGAUCAUCGUGCAUGACAAACACAAGCGAGGGCGUCGAGGAGAAGUGGUUAGUUGCCCACUCUCAUAGCCAUCGAGUAGACGGGCCUUGGAGGCAGAGGAGGCGGUGGAAAGGAGUUCGCUAGCGGAGCUCCGGGAGCAACAGAGAAAGACGUCGCAAUUGUUGCGGUAUUUGUCGUGAUGAGGAGGAGGUGCUAUUUUAAUAACGGCACUCAUUAUACAUGAUAGGGGUGAACGGGAACUUGUUGUGUUUGGUUGAGAACAGACGGUCACUAUGGCUGGCGCAACUAUUAACAAUAGUACUAUGACGAGUCCAUCGCGUUGUACUCGUUUUCAUUUUUCACAUUCUAGUUUAAACCUAAAUCACAAGAACUAAGUUUUUGGAUAACUAAAACGGGGGGUCUUGUGCCCCUUAUCCGUUCAAAAGUUUUAUCAUUACGCAUAUAGAUAGAAGCAAGUGCGUUUCACAACCUCCGGCCGUUCCUGAUCACAAUGACACGAUUAUAAGCUCGUCGCUUGCACCAGUUACUUACACGAACGUAUCGAUUUGCUAAUGUUUGAGUUUGGAUUUGGACGAUAACGAUAUGGCAAAAUGUAAUUUGCUCCUGCUCGUCCUGCACCCGCACGACGCACUCUUUUUUUUAAGAGCAUCAUGAUUUCGAAUUUAUAGAGUAGUACUAGAUCAUCCUGUAUAAUUGGCGGAAUCUUCAGAAACGAACCAUGUUUCGACGAAUGAAUAACUUUAAAUUGUAAUAUGUCGCUAGCAUUAUGGCGGUAGUGGUAUGCCACGC
This is a messenger RNA of Amoebophrya sp. A120, 8240 nucleotides long. The record is from the annotation of a GenBank genome assembly. NCBI's taxonomy places the organism in Eukaryota, Dinophyceae, Syndiniales, Amoebophryaceae.